UACCGAAUCUACCACCUCUAAGAAUAGGGUUAAAAAAAACAAGACAAGUUUGUACUUGAAAAGUACGGCGUAUAUCCACGGCGAAGAACGCAACCACCCGCCAAGUGAACGACCGAUGCAGAACCGAUCCGCCGAGGAUUGAGUCCGGAAUCCGGAGGAAUCCCGGCGAGAAUGUGAUGUGCGUACUGGCCUGUCUCCGCUGGUCGAUAUAAACUCGUGCCCCCGUCUAUUCUCCGCUCUCCCGCUGUCCACCGCCCGCUCAUCCUCCUCCACAGAGUCCCAACUCUCCAAAGCAGCACUCCUCCACCUGGAAAAUCGGCUAUAGUUGAACGCUUCCCGAGAAGCACUAGUGGAGACACCAGGAAACCCGCCAAUCACCUAGCAGCCGAGGCAAGAUGUCGGGAAUUUGAUGUACCAGAAACUCGGUUCACCAGGGAAGGUAUCUAACAUCUUGGCAGGAACCUGGAACGAAGUAAUAUUGACUAGAAUCCAGGAUUCCAGGAGUAUUGGCAAGGAACCCUAAAUCCUAAGGAAUCUUGGAAAGUAGCAGGAUUAAGAAAUCAAAAACCUCAGGAUCUAACAAGGGGAACCAAAAGCCGUGCCACGGAUUCUUGGUCAGUGACCUGAAACUAAGCAAUAUAGGAAAAAAAUCGAAGGACCAGUUCAUCUUCGAGAAUAAUUUAAUUUCUUUAAAAGAAAUUUAAGGACGUUUGGGAGAAAGGGAACGAUCGCAAUACUUAAGCAACCUGAAGGUAAAACCAUAAACAGAGAACCCCUGAAGACAAAUCUUCAACCCAGAAAGCUGAGAAACAAAAAAUUGUAUCUGACCACCCAAGCAGGAUCAUCAGGAUCCUAAGGAUCCCAGGGAGAUGGCCACCGCAUCUCUGGACGCACCGCAGGCAGCCAAUGUGGACUUCAGCGAGCUAACAUUCCGAGAGAAAGUCGGCCAUGGGUCCUACGGGGUUGUCUGCAAGGCGGUCUGGCGCGAUAAGCUGGUGGCCGUCAAGCAGUUCCUCCACACCGAGGAGAAGGACAUCGUGAAGGAGGUGAAGCAGCUGUCGCGCGUGAAGCACGUGAACAUCAUCGCUCUGUACGGUACAUCCAAGUACCAGCACGCCACCUACCUCAUCAUGGAAUACGCCGAAGGUGGAUCCCUGCACAACUUUCUCCACGGAAAGGUGAAACCGGCAUACUCUCUAGCCCACGCCAUAAGUUGGGCGCGUCAAUGCGCAGAGGGCCUUAGACACUUACAUGGCAUGACACCGAAACCCCUGAUCCAUCGCGAUGUUAAGCCGCUGAACCUGCUGCUGACCAACAAGGGACGCAAUCUAAAGAUCUGCGACUUCGGCACGGUGGCCGACAAGUCAACUAUGAUGACCAAUAAUCGUGGCAGUGCCGCUUGGAUGGCCCCCGAGGUCUUUGAAGGCUCCAAGUAUACGGAGAAAUGUGACAUUUUCAGCUGGGCCAUAGUGCUGUGGGAGGUGUUGUCUAGGAAGCAGCCUUUCAAGGAAAUCGACAAUGCCUACAGCAUUCAAUGGAAGAUCUUCAAGGGUGAACGUCCACCGCUGCUCACGACCUGCCCCAGGCGCAUAGAGGACCUAAUGACCGCAUGCUGGAAAACGGUGCCCGAGGAUCGCCCUUCGAUGAAUUACAUAGUGGACGUUAUGAACGAGAUCGUCAAAGACUAUACGGGAGCGGACAAGGCCAUAGAAUAUACGUUUGUUAAUCAACAGGUUGUCACCAAAGAGAGCGACGGCUCGGUGGCCGCUCAAUCGGAUACCCUCAGUUCGCAGGAGGAGGAUGAACUGAGCCCCUCGUCCACACAGUUAACACCGACAACGGCGUCCAACGCCAAUGUGAACGCGAUAGCAAUAACAGAAACAACGACUAGCUCAAUGACCGAAAAUACCUCAUCAACAUCAUCGGACAUCACGCCGACGAAUUCGGGCCAACUUGACAAUAAUCGGCUAUUCCAUGUGGUCAGCAAUCGCUGGGACGCGAUUCCCGAAGAGGAUAGCAACGAGAGCCGGAACGAUAGCUUCAACCUCACCUCGUCGGCUGAGGCCACUCAGCGCUUGGAGACGAUCCGAAACGGGAUGAUCCAGAUGGCCUGCCAGCCCAUGGAACAACUCCACCUCGACGUGGAGGCUAAUGGCUUUGAUCUGAGUCGCAACGAGAGCAGCAGCGGCAGUACGCACGCCAGAAGCGAUGGUCGCGAGCGACUCACGGUGACGGACACCAGGCCGGUGAUCAUGACCACAGAUCUGACCAACAACAACAGCGGCAGCCACGCCCACUCCAACGGUCUGGGUCGGCAGGCGGCGGAUGUGGAGCUGCAAGAGCAGGACCCAGAGUUGAUCAACUCCCUGGACGGGGAUAUGCAACCCGAAGAGGAUGAAAACGACGGCACCGAACAAUCGCUGGCCGAGAUCCUUGAUCCUGAGCUGCAGCCAGAGCCACCGAUUCCCAACGAUGCCGAGUCACAGCUCAUCUACCGGGAGCACCGGCAUAUGGCCAAGGAGUACCUCAGCAUCGACACGAACAUCUACUACGCGGAGGACUUCAAGGAGAAGCUCAUCGUCCAGAUGGAUCGCUCCGAGCGCGAACAGAAACUGCAGCUGCUGCGCAAAAUUAAGGACAAGGAGGGCCUACAGAGUCUUUAUAACAAUCUACAGCAGCAGUUCGCUUCCCGCCAACUUUCUGCCGGCCAUCAUCCGCACCCACAUCCUCAUCCGCAUCCACAUCCACAUCCGCAUCUGCAUGGCCAGCAGGAGGAGGGCGGUGGAAUGCUGCCUGGAUCGGUGACCGGAGGCUCAGAUUCCGGGGAAGAAGGCUGGGUGGUCAUCCCGCCGCAUCCCAAUGCGUAGUCUCCCCUUCCGCCGGACCGACUCUCUAUGUUUCUUAGGCUAGUGCUGUAACCUUAAAUCUGUUAACCAUAAACUGUAAUCUGUAAUCUAUAAUCCAUAAUCCGUAAUCUGUAAACUGUAAUCCAUAAUCUGUAUGUUAGCCAUAACACAGUGUUUAUUUCUACUUCGGACGCGUUUGUUCGUUUUAAGCGUUCUUUUUUUUUUUAAUUUAAAUCUAAGCGUUUUUAGUCCGUGUUUCUUUUAACUUAGCAAAACAAAACUAUUUUCGCCCAUAAGCAUUCUCCGAAACUUAAUUUAGGUUUUAAUCGUACUGUAAAGCUUAUAUACUUAGCAUACAACAUAUAUAUCUGUCCGAUGAAGCUGACAAGGAGUAGACCAAAAAAAUAUAAAAACCAUCGAAAUCAACGACAAAACUCACUAGUCUACUGAUUAAAAGUGAAUUUAAUGCCUAGAAAACUGGAGAUAAAUAUUAAAAUGACCCUGUUAAACUUAAAUAAAUCAAGAAAUCGA
Molecule: messenger RNA, 3377 nt
Organism: Drosophila eugracilis
Lineage: Eukaryota; Metazoa; Arthropoda; Insecta; Diptera; Drosophilidae
Gene: Tak1
Product: mitogen-activated protein kinase kinase kinase 7
Exons: 8
Coding region: 870-2867 (665 amino acids)
Biological process (GO): JNK cascade; protein phosphorylation; positive regulation of canonical NF-kappaB signal transduction
Molecular function (GO): MAP kinase kinase kinase activity; magnesium ion binding; ATP binding
Source: RefSeq, a predicted model, not a curated record